GGUCUGUUCAGAUGGAGUAUGUGAGUUGAACAAUAAAGAAGUGAAAAGCAGAAACAGUCACGUAAACACAUUUUAACGUCACCUCUAAAUCCAUCGUGUUCAUGUCGGUGGUGGAACAAAUGUAUCGGUACUGUGUUUCCGCACGGAUAUUUCUAUCCACGCUGCACCGGCUCUGCACAUGUGUAAACAAGGAGCGGUGUGACUUUUAGAGCCAAGUGAAGCUUUCACAGCUGACGGGCUGGUGACAGCAGUUUGUCGUAGUUUAUAUAAGGUCUAUAAACAACAUAACAAUCCGUCAAACCUAUAUUUUGAUCCAAAAUGGCGUCCUCUGGAGCACAGUGUGAGAGCGACGAUGACAUGGACGAGUUCAUGGACAAAUUCAAGACCCAGAGAUAUAAAAAUGCUUUACCUGAAGACAGCUGGGAAGAGGAGUUUAAUAAAAUCCCUAUGUUCAUGAAAACAGCCCCUGAAGAGAUUGACCCCAAAAAAUACCCAGAACUAGCCUGUCUCCAGGCCAUCAUCCACGACGAAGACAGACCCCCAGGAGAGCAGGCAAAGAGCCUGAAAGAUGAAGGAAACGUGUAUUUCAAGGAGAAGAACUACCAAAAGGCCAUACUGUCCUACACCGCAGGUCUGAAGAAAAAGUGCGGGGACCAGGAGCUCGACACUGUUCUCCUCACCAACCGGGCUGCAGCACACUUCUACCUGGGUAAUAUGCGCUCUGCAUUGAAUGAUGCUGCAGCUGCAAAGAAAAUCAAACCAGACCACCUUAAAGCCUUGAUCAGAGGUGCUCAGUGUUGUAUAGAGCUGCGCAUCUUUGCAGAGGCCGUGCAGUGGUGUGACGAGGGGCUAAAGGCCCAUCCCACUGACAAGAAGCUGCUGGAGCUGAGAGCAGCAGCAGAUAAACACAAGAGAGCAGCAGAGAGAGACGCCAGGAAGGCCAAAGCCAAAGAAAAAAAGCUGCAUGGUCAGAAAGAAACAGUUCUGGCUGCUAUACAGGAUCGAGGCAUCAAGUUCCUCCAGUCUGUGAAGCCUCCUCGGCGUGGUUCAGACAGCGAGGAUGAGGAUAAAGGCUCCUCAGCAGCGAUAUCACAGCUGAGCCUGGAUGGCCUCAGCUCUCAGGAGGUCACGGGGGCUCAGGUUUUCCUGGACGAGCAGGCCUCCCUGCACUGGCCUGUUCUCUUCCUCUAUCCUGAACAUCAGCAGAGUGAUUUCAUCUCUGCUUUCUGUGAAAACACCUGUUUCUUGGAUCACCUGGCGGUCAUGUUUGGAGAAGAACUUCCACCUUGGGACACAGACAGAAAAUACCACCCACAAAAUUUGCAGCUGUACUUUGAAGAUGAGCAGAAGGACAGACUCUACCAAGUCAACCCAGAGACGUCACUUUUAAAAGUGUUGCAGCAUAAAAGGUUUUUUGUCAAGGCAGGCACACCCAGUUUCAUCGUUCUGGUUAACGGUUCUUCAUUCUGCAAGAAGUUUAUCACAGGGAAGAAAAUACAAGGAUUGUGAAAACACUGGCCUUCAAAACAUGAACUCUUAAUGCACACAACAGUCUGACUGGUCUAGAAAAGCACCUGCUGUUUCAACACCAUAUAUCAAUAUAAAUGAGAUCUCUAAAAAUAAUCCACGUGGAUUCUGUUUCUGUCUGUACAAAUAUGAACUGCAGAUUAUAAAUGGUUUAAAGGUGUUUUAUUCAAGUGCUGAAUUGGACAAAAUGAUAAUAGGUAUAAACAAAUGAUAUGAGUGCUUGUAAGUAAACAUGAAAAAAAGUAAACAAAGUCUUCUGACUUUAUUCUUUGACAAAGACUUGAGUCCCUUCCUAAACAUGCCAGUAUGUUCCUGAACCCUGAAUGUUAGUCAACAGUUCAGCUUUAUUAUAUAUUAAAGAAAAUAUAAGAUGCGAGACAUACUGUGCUAACGUUUGUCCAAUUAGGUUUGUCAAUGCAGAUGUUGGUGCAACUAAAAUAACUUCUGCUUCUCUAUAAUGAUGAUGUGCAACAGUAAGACAAUAGACAGCUCAGCCAGGUAUGACCUCCCUAAAGCUUUUUUUUUUUUUGUAAUUUGAUUAAUUACUAAGGUCCUCUUGCCAAGUAAGGCCUACGUCACCCUCAGCCUUUCCUGUAAAUCAGUGAGAGAGCGAGUGAUUUAAGAGAAUUUGUUUCUCUGUGAAUAUAAAAACCAGACUGGCCGUUUGAGUCAU
Molecule: messenger RNA, 2200 nt
Organism: Larimichthys crocea (large yellow croaker)
Lineage: Eukaryota; Metazoa; Chordata; Actinopteri; Sciaenidae
Gene: ttc4
Product: tetratricopeptide repeat domain 4
Exons: 10
Coding region: 319-1509 (396 amino acids)
Biological process (GO): protein folding
Cellular component (GO): nucleus; cytosol
Molecular function (GO): Hsp90 protein binding; Hsp70 protein binding
Source: RefSeq, a predicted model, not a curated record